Molecule: messenger RNA, 2084 nt
Organism: Exophiala viscosa
Lineage: Eukaryota; Fungi; Ascomycota; Eurotiomycetes; Chaetothyriales; Herpotrichiellaceae
Product: cytochrome P450 monooxygenase
Exons: 4
Coding region: 456-2084 (542 amino acids)
Molecular function (GO): iron ion binding; monooxygenase activity; heme binding
Source: RefSeq, a predicted model, not a curated record
UGGUUCCUGAUCCACGGUUGGGUAUGCCCGAGUCCGUAGCUCUGACUACAUCUGCAAGUAUGUCAACCAAGUUUCCCAUGGGCCACAGUGUACAUGUAGGAACAUGCCUAGUCAUAGUGCAGGAGACCCACUCCGAAAGCAGGUCUCCAAGGCUCCCCCCCUUGGCGUAACGAUCGGCGUAGCACAUGUACCCCUGCUACGUAAGACUUGGUAUCUGUCUUGUUUUGACCAUGAUCCUAGCAUGGUAUACGCCAAGGGUCGUCCUUUAUUUGGUGCUUUUUGUCUCAGUUGUUGUUCAUCGCAAUACAGAAAGAGGUCAUUGGUAUGCGCAUCUUGGACCGGUGAAUUUUCCAUAUCAAAAGUCCAAAGGCAAAGGGUCUUUGAAAUUUGUCGACUCAUUCUCCCAUCUCUUCUUCACCAAGUCCUUUGUCUCACAGCACUGAACGGCCUUGACGAUGAAGCCCAUCCAAGUUCCUUACUUCCCCUUCAUGGGGGCAGUAACACUUGCUGCACUGUCCGUGGGGAAAUUUUCUGAGACCGUCAGCACUACGACAGCUCUGUCGGUGUUGCUCCCAGUGGCGACUGUGCUGUAUACGCUCUAUUACAGCUGGAUUUAUCCUUUCUAUGUUUCUCCCUUGAGACACAUUCCUACAGUCCCAGGAUUCCCUCUCUGGGGUCAGUUCUUCACCAUCAUCACCACCGAGUGCGGUGUUGCGGCUCGUGAUUGGCAUGCGCAAUAUGGCACAGUUGUUCGAUAUUUCUUUCCAUUUGGCAGCGAGCGUCUCUCGGUGGUAGACGACGAUGCGAUCAAACAGAUGACGGUCAGAAAUCCUUACAACUUCCCAAAGCCUGAACGUGCCAGACAAUGGAUGAUACCCAUUUUGGGCGAAGGUGUUCUGCUGGCUGAAGGACACACCCACGUUGUUCAGCGAAAGGCGCUCACACCAGCUUUCUCCAUCACUUCCAUCAGAUCUCUCAUGCCAGUUUUCUGGGCCAAGUCACUGCACAUGGCCAAACUCUGGGAAGACGACAUGAAGGCUGAAGGCGCCAAAAGCAAGUGCUUCGAGGUUUUGGAGUGGCUCAACCGAACCACACUCGACAUCAUCGGCAAAGCCGGCCUUGGCACCGACAUUGACUCGCUCGACAACCCUGAAACCCCAUUGAGAGAUGCGUACCGACGUUGCUUUGACUUCGACUUGGAAGCCCGCAUUAUCAAUGGUCUUGCGGCUUUCACUCCCUUGAUUCGACUUCUGCCGGCACGCGCCAAUCGCGACAUUCAGAUUGCACGAAACAUCAUCCUUAGCCGUGCCCAGCAAAUUAUCCAGGAGAAGCAGAAGCCUGGAGAAGCCGCAGAGGUUGCCCGCCACAAAGACAUUAUCGGACUGAUCGUCAAGGACAACAUGACUGCCAGCAAGGAGGAUACGCUCUCACUGGAAACAAUGCGCAACCAAGUCAUGACCUUCCUCGGAGCUGGACAUGACACAACCGCAACUUCGGUCGCCUGGACACUUCUCAUGCUGGCCAAGCACCCGGACAUUCAGAGCAAACUUCGUGAGGAGGUCCGGGAAAAAAUGCCAUUCCUUUUCGACGAUGCGACUCGCAACAUUGAGGACACCAUCGAAAAAGCCGAUGUCGACUUGCUGCCAUAUCUCGAGGACGUCUGCAAAGAAUCCCUGCGCUAUAUCCCCUCCAUCCCAAUGACGGUGCGAAAGACCAUUGAAGAUGAUACCUUGGCUGGAUACUACAUCCCAGGUGGAACCACGGUGUAUCUCAUGGCUAACACCAUCAAUCGCCUGCCAAUGUACUGGGGAGAUACUGCCGACAAGUUCGACCCAUCUCGCUGGAAGAAUCUUCCCGAGACAUACACCACCAAUGCCUUCAUGACUUUCUUGCAAGGACCACGAGGAUGUGUUGGCCGAAAGUUUGCCGAGGUUGAAAUGAAGACAAUCUUGUGCUCCUUGCUCAGCAAGUUCAACUUCGAGCGUGAUGCCUCGGUGCAAGAUCCAGAAGAACUCAAGAUGUGGAGACUUGUGUUGAGACCAAGAGAUGGUGUCAGUCUGAAGGUCACUCCUCUCGCAGCAUGA